AUGGAUUUCAGGAUGCAUUCUUUGCUCUGCAGCCUCUUCUUGUCCCUGAUUGUGAAUGAACCCUGGGCCAACGGGGAAAAGAUCCGCCUCACAACUCUUAAUAAAAUGGUCAAAAAAGGCCCUAUAGUGACAAUCGUGCAGGGUAGUGACACAACAGCAGCAAUGAAUCCGACUGGAAACAAAAACCCUUCUGAUAGAAACAGUGAUGCUUUCUAUGAAACCGCCUUGAGCUGGGUUCCUUUCCAAGGCUUGGUCCCCAGUGAUGCAGUGUCCUUUUGGAACGAUUUUGCUAACAGAACAGAAUAUCCUUGCAGAGAACCAGGCUGUUCAGCAGGUUUCUACAGCCCAAGCCUUGGGCCAUACUGUUUCUUCCCUUAUGGAAGCAAAGAAUACAAGAGCUCUCAGUUCUGGCUUUUGGUGAAUGAAUAUAACUUGGAAUCGUUCAUCUGGGAAUUUGGUAGAUUAAGUGCUAUUCUGCCCAAUUCUAUCUAUACCUGCCCAGGUGUUAAGGUGUAUGUAGCAAAAAAUUCCUAUGGCUUGGGGAAAGUAGAUGGUGAAAGUAGAAUGUUCUACAUUGGCAUUGAUGGCAAAGAGCAACGUUAUAUAUACAGGGAAAUAUUAACUGUUAAGAAAGACUAUAAAUCUCAGAGCAUCAAGGUAAUCCAAUACAUGCAAGAACAAGGGACAUACAGUGAGGAGCCUGUGGUCUUAGUCUCCAGCCAAGUCACCAACAAUGGCUGUAAUGCAAUGAAGAAAAGCACCACCUUGUCGGGGAUAAUCCGAUCGGAACAUCAAUGGGCUGUUGACAUUUCCCUGCCACAGAGUAUGAGCAGCAUUACCUUAACAGCAGGGAUACCAGAGGUUAUUGGGGUAUCCUGGAAUAUUUCAUCAGAAAACACCUUCAGGUGGAGUAAAGAUUCCACACAAAGUGAAUCCAUCACCCAUUCGGAAACAGUGGAAGUUAAUGUGCCACCCAAGCAGAGCUGUGAAGUAGUAAUGGAAGGCAGAAGAAUGACUGCAAGGAUUCCCUUCACCGCUAUAGCAAUCCGCAACUACCAAGAAGAUGUGCCACCAAUAUACCCGUUGCCCACUGUACAGGGAAUCAGCCACAAUGUUAUUGUGGCACAAGUUCAUAUGGUAGUAAAACAGUGUCAACCUAUCCCCAAUGCAAAUCCAUGUCAUGCAUAGGUUGCUCCUGCAGAAGGAAUUCUCCAGUAGUAGUAGGGUGCAGGAAGGAUUAAAAAGAGAAAGGAUUGUUCUAGGCCAAAGCUUCUUGAAUUUUGUGUUGCAUUUGGGGUCCUCUACUCGGGGUCAAGAAAAUUGGUGUUGCUUGCCACCUAGUGGUUGUUUUAGACAUUUAUAUGAAUCAAACAAAAAAAGGAGAGCCAACAAAGUAAAUUCUGGGUUGCUAUGAGUUUUCCAGGCUGUAUGACCAUGUUCCA
This is a messenger RNA of Anolis sagrei ordinatus, 1442 nucleotides long. RefSeq names its product natterin-1-like. Lineage: Eukaryota; Metazoa; Chordata; Lepidosauria; Squamata; Anolidae. The record is from RefSeq and is a predicted model, not a curated record.